GAUCCUCAGUAGCACAGUGAGCUAACCAGCUUAUAGCUAUAUUCGUUUUUAAGAAGCACAGCGCAAGUAUUUGUUUAUACAAAUGGUCACGACGUUAAAUAUAUUUAAUGCCGAGCAAUUUAAUUGAUUUUCCCCAGAAAAUAUGUUGUAGUCUUGUUUCUUAAGUAAAAAUACUUGUUAUAGGCUGGAUAUCUAGCUAACUAGUUAUGCUUUGUCCGGGUGCUGAAUAAGGCAUUUUAAACGGUAAGAGCGCUGGCAAGCCAGUUAGGAAGUCCUGUGGUGAUGUACAGGUGACGGCUCAAUACCGAAUUAGCUAACAGUAGCUAACCAGGCGAUUGUUGGCAUUUUACUCGCGCAUCCAAAUCAACAGACUGAUAAAAGUUAUCUUUAUUGUCGACGACGAUGACGGAGGCAACGCGCGACGAAGAGCUGCGUCCGGUGCCAAAAGAGAGGGCAGUUCUGGAGAGCUACUUCACGCAGCUGGGGAUAUUUUCCUUCGACAGAGCGAAGGACUACGUGGAGAAAGAGAAGGACAACAACAAGAGCGCAGGAGCGAUAUGGGCCUCUCUCUUGGCCGCCCUUGCCCACCUGGCAGCUGCAGAGAAAGCCUACCACAACAUGACUUUCCUGGGGCAGAAAAUAGGCGGACAGUCAUUUUUCAGCCGGAAGGACUCGAUCAGGACUAUCUACACCUCGCUGUACAACGAGCUGAAGAAGGUGGUGACGACGGGUCGUAAUGCAGCGGGGGGGACGGCACCGUACCUGGAGGACCUGCUGUCCCACCUGGCCGAGCAGCUGUGCUUCUUCAUCCAGGCCCGCAUGGAGAUCGCCGACUUCUACGAGAAGAUGCACACGCUGGGCAGCCAGAAGUCCAUCAACUCGGAGGAGCUGGUGAACACUCUGGACUCCGUGGUGCAGAAAUACAGCUCCAGAUUCCACCACCCCAUCCUGAGCGGGCUGGAGAGCAGCUUCCAGGUGGAGGUGGACGUGCUGACGCAGCUGCUGCGCUGCCAGGCCCAGAUCUCCGAGUGGCAGUUCCUGCCGUCGCUGCUCAACCUGCACAGCGCCCACUCCAAGCUGCACACCUGGGGCCAGGGCUUCGAGAGGCAGCGUGAGACCCGCAAGCACCUGUUCGGCGGCCAGGUGCAGAAGGCCGUGCAGCCGCCCCACCUCUUCCUGUGGCUGCUCCGCCUCCGCAACGCCCUGCUGGCCAAGUUUGGCUUCUACUUCCACGAGGCGCUGGCCCGCCAGACCACGCUGUCCGAGAUGAAGGCGCUGACGGCCAAGACGUCGCCCGACUACUUCGGCCGCAUCUCGGGCUUCAUCCGCAAGCACGACGCCGUCAACGUCUCGCUCAUCUUCGACAACCGCGGCUCGGAGAGCUUCCAGGGCCACGGCUAUCACCACCCGCACUCCUACCGCGAGGCCCCCAAGGGGGUGGAUCAGUUCCCCGCCGUUGUGUCGUUGCCCAGCGACCGCCCGGUCACGCACUGGCCCAACGUCAUCAUGAUCAUGAGCGACCGCGCGGCCGAGCUCAACGCCCUGGACAAGGUGGUGCACUUCUACGACGACAAGGUCCAGAGCACCUACUACCUGACCCGGCCCGAACCGCACUUCACCAUCAUAGUCAUCUUCGACGCCAAGAAGUCCGAGAAGGACUCCCACAUCGUCUCCUUCCUGCAGGAGAUCUCCAGCUCGCUGAGAAACUCCAAGCCGUUCACUUACCUCAAACCCGGGUCCAAGGGCUAAGCGCGGGUUCGAGUUCUGGACUCGAGUGACUGGUUUGGAAAGGCUGUGUAGAGCAGCAAGCUUUUUUUUUCCAUAAUUAAUCAGUCAGUACUCAUUGUCAGACCCUAUGCGGUAGAAGACUUGGGUACACGACAAGUACACUGACAGUGACAGCCAAUAGCGUGGGAGCGUGUUCAAUAAUUAAGCCAAAUACUCAUGACGUUUAGGGUCUGUGAAAUCAGUAUCUGCUGAUAAAUCAGAGCCUUGUUGGAGAAAGAGCAGUUCCAGAGGGACUGGAUUCACUUCAGGUGUGUCAUGCGGAAGGUUAAAGGCCAUGGAGAAUUCCGUGUGAAAGAUCAGGGUCCAUAUUCAUAAAGCAGGAGGGCUUAUCUAGAAUCAGGUUUCCCAUGUUCAUAUUCUAACCUUAUCCAUAAUGUGCCAAAUGGCCAAACUGAUCCUAGAUCAGCCCUCCUCCUUUUCAUAAAUAGGGGCUCAUGGGUAGGCAACCUCUGCAGUGGAGUGCCAGAACGGUCUUGGAGUUUGAUUGUAAACUUAUGAAUUAUUGAGAGUCUGAGCCUAAUAGUCUGAAGGAUGAAAUGCCCUCCAGCACAUGGUCAUCUGUGUAUGCUUUAGCCUGAUGAUUAAGUUGUAGUUUGGCUGGAGCAAAAACCAGAAAUGUCUGUGGUGCUCCAGUACUGGAGUCACCCACCACAGCCGCAGAUGGACAAACUUCAGAUCCUGAAAGAAAUGAGGCUUUGAACAAUUUUUUCUGUGUAAGCCUAACAGCUGGAGCACCUUCAGAAAGAAACUACAGACAUUAAUGCGGAUGUCUAAUAUGCAGGAGAAAUUAACCGCUGCUUGAAACAGAUAAUGUGAAGUUUAGUUUAAUUUUAACUGCGCAGAAGUGUUAUGAUUUUAGUAUAUGGCUUGGAAAGCAUACCAGCAGCUAAGUUCACCUAGUUUGAUUGUGGGUGGAUGACCUACAUACUUGGCAGUGAUGUAGGAUAUUUCCGCCAUCCUGCCUGGGACAAUGUGGAUUUUAACGGGUCCAAGAAUUAGCAAAUUAUUUAUUGCGCUGUGAAAUCUCAAGUGGAUCACUGGUGUAUUAAUAGACCAAAGUUUAUGUUUUAAUGAGUCCUGACAAGUUUAUGGGGGCUCUUGGAGAUGUAUUCUCUUUCUCGGUAGGAAUACCCAGUAACUAUAAACACAAGGCUCUGGAAAAUGGGGGAAAACAUUUAAUUAUGGACACAAGGGAUGGCAUUUCAUGAGUCCGCUCUGUCACAAUAGUAUCUCCUGAUGGUAUCUCCUGCCAGGCAGAUAUGAUAAAUGCUUUAUAUGAGCAUUGGACAGCAUUCCCUGGGUUUAUUCAUCUCUGUCCCAACCAACAGCCUUGCCCUGCUCUGCUGUAGUGGCCAAUGUUCAUUAUGCUGUAAUAUACCUUACAAUUAACUUUUUUCCCCUCUUGCAUUGGCUUGACUUUCCUCUCAGUACUAGCAUGUGUUUUUCACUGCAAGACAGAAACCCAGCUAACAAUGUUACUGGAAUGUUUUGUCAACGUUAAAAGAUUUCCACUUCACUUCAUGGCAACAAAACUGUGAGAAUGUUUUGCAUUUGCAGGUAAUGUCCUUCCAUUACUCAUAUACUCCAGAUUUAAAUAAUUUUUCUGCUGUAGUAAAAACUGUGUACAAGAAUAAAGGUAAAAAAUGAAGAA
Messenger RNA from Anguilla rostrata (American eel), 3439 nucleotides. RefSeq names its product KICSTOR subunit 2 (gene kics2). The transcript has 4 exons. Gene Ontology annotation, biological process: negative regulation of TORC1 signaling; protein localization to lysosome; cellular response to amino acid starvation. The record is from RefSeq and is a predicted model, not a curated record. Gene Ontology annotation, cellular component: KICSTOR complex. The coding region runs from base 403 to 1749 and encodes 448 amino acids. NCBI's taxonomy places the organism in Eukaryota, Metazoa, Chordata, Actinopteri, Anguilliformes, Anguillidae.